Messenger RNA from Penicillium chermesinum, 2466 nucleotides. RefSeq names its product RNA-binding ribosome biosynthesis protein MRD1 (gene mrd1). Gene Ontology annotation, molecular function: mRNA binding. Bases 1 to 2466 code for a protein of 821 amino acids. The record is from RefSeq and is a predicted model, not a curated record. Lineage: Eukaryota; Fungi; Ascomycota; Eurotiomycetes; Eurotiales; Aspergillaceae. The transcript has 4 exons. Gene Ontology annotation, cellular component: cytosol.
AUGGAAAGCACUCGGGUGUUUGUGAGUGGCUUGCCACCAACCUGCUCCAAUGAUCAACUUCGCAAUCAUUUUGCAGCUCGCUUCCAAGUCACAGAUGCUCAUGUUUUAAACAAGCGUCGUAUGGGCUUUGUUGGGUUUAAAGACCAUGAAACAGCUCAGCAAGCUGUCCGCCAUUUUAACAGGACCUUUAUGAAAUUGUCCAAGAUCACAGUAGAUAUUGCCCGUCCGAUUGAUUCCAAGCCCACUGAAAGAUUUCACCCGACACGGAGGCAUGAUGCUGGCCCCGACUCUGACAAUGUCUUGAAACGGAAGAGAGACGCGGAGAAGACGCAAGACCCUAAACUACAAGAGUAUCUGUCUUUAAUGCAGAACUCAAAAACUCACACAUGGGCGAAUGAUGAUGGCAUGGUGAAUCCUACUAAGGAAGAACCCUCUGCCCAAGCAAAUACACCAGAAGCAGUUGUAACCGAGGAGCUGCCAUCCCAGCCUAAGAAGCCUCGCACUCAAGAGGCUGCCCCUAAGCCUCAGACUGACAUCCAGCCUACUAUUGUGGACCAUAGUGGCGAUGGUGAAGCCGAGCAUGCUGACAUGGAAGAUGACGGGGCCAAAGCUGAGAAUGCUCCUGUAUCAGACAUGGACUGGCUGCGAUCGAAGACAAGCCGUCUUUUAGGUCUUCUCGACGAUGAAGAGCAAGCCGAUUUCAAUCAACGAAAGGUUGAUGAGCUCGCUAGAUCUGAAAGUCCUGUCGAGGAAUCUCGUAGCGCAGCAAUCAACCAAAUUGCCAACCAAGGUACCACUAACAAUGAGGAUGUUGUUGAACCGACUGAACCGGCUCAACCGUCAGAGACAACACCGGAGCAAGACACCAACAUUGAUAAUAUCAGGCUCUCUGCUCGUUUAUUUGUCAGGAAUCUUGCUUAUUAUGUGACUGAGGGAGAUCUUGAGCCUUUGUUUUCAGAGUACGGCAAGACUGAAGAGAUUCAUGUGGCUUUUGACACUCGCACCGAAAAAAGCAAAGGGUUUGCCUAUGUGCAAUACCACGAUGCAGAUGCCGCCGUUGAUGCCUACCGUGGUCUCGACGGGAAGCAUUUCCAAGGCCGUAUCCUGCAUGUCUUGCCAGCUGCAGCAAAGAAAACCUACAAGAUCGAUGAACAUGAGCUUUCAAAAUUGCCUAUCAAGAAGCAAAAUCAAAUCAAGCGCAAGCUUGGAGCUUCCUCAUCAUCAUUCAGCUGGAAUUCUCUCUACAUGAACACUGAUGCCGUGAUGGCAUCUGUGGCCGAGAGACUGGGUGUUUCCAAAGCCGACCUUUUGGACCCCACUUCUUCCGACGCUGCGGUUAAGCAAGCGCAUGCUGAGACCCACGUCAUCCAGGAGACGAAGGCGUAUUUUGCUUCGAAUGGCGUCAAUAUCGACGCUUUUAAGCACCGUGAACGUGGAAACACUGCUAUCUUAGUGAAGAACUUUUCGUACGGAGUGAAGUCUGGCGAGCUGAGAUCCCUUUUUGAACCAUAUGGUCAAAUAAUUCGACUGCUUAUGCCACCCAGUGGUACCAUCGCAAUUGUUGAAUUUGCUCGUCCAGAUGAGGCCCAGAAGGCGUUCAAGGGUCUUGCCUACCGUAAAAUAGGUGACUCGAUUCUGUUCCUGGAAAAGGCGCCACGGGAUCUAUUUGAUUCCGCUUCAACCCCCAAGAUUGACGUCCCGGAGGUACGGGGCAAAUCACAGGGAUUCUCUACUUCAGAUACUUUCGCCGCGGAUGAGCCGGAAAGCGGCAUGACGACCACGUUAUUUGUGAAGAAUUUGAACUUCGCAACCACCAACGAGACUUUCUUGGAAGCCUUCAAGCCUUUGGAUGGGUUUGUUACUGGACGUGUUAAGACCAAGCCCGAUCCCAAGCGGCCAGGCCAGACCCUCAGCAUGGGUUUUGGUUUUGUCGAGUUCAAAACCAAGGCUCAGGCUCAGGCAGCCCAGGCAGCCAUGAAUGGUUACAAGCUUGAUCAGCAUGAGCUUGUUAUUCGUGCCUCUCACAGAGGUAUGGAUGCUGCAGAGGAGAGGAGACGCGAAGACACCGCCAAAAAGAUCGCGGCCAGAAGAACCAAGAUCAUCAUCAAAAACUUGCCGUUCCAGGUCACAAAGAAGGACAUUCGGUCACUGUUCGGGGCUUAUGGACAGCUGCGGUCGGUGCGGGUGCCUCAAAAGUUCGAUCGUUCCGCUCGUGGUUUCGGUUUCGCGGAUUUCAUCAGUGCUCGCGAGGCGGAAAAUGCCAUGGACGCGUUGAAAAACACGCAUCUCCUGGGUCGGCGAUUAGUGUUGGAAUUCGCGAACGAGGAGGCUGUCGAUCCCGAGGAGGAGAUCGCGAAGAUAGAAAAGAAGGUAGGGGAACAGGUGGACAGGGUCAGGGCCCAGCAGCUUAUGGGCCCCGGGCGAAAGAAAUUCACUGUAGGGGCCCAGGAGGACGAGGAAGCAUGA